GCAUCCUCGAGCCGCUCGUACUUCCGCGUUUGUGCGAUUAGGCGGAGACCAAGCGGCCGGUAAGCAAGCACCGAGCUAAAGGAUCCGGGCGGCUCCGUUUGCCAUUCAUUCGGAAGAAAAAGGAGUACAUACAUCGCGGAAAAAACAAGCGGACAACCAUGUCGUACGAACUGAAGCAAGUGUUCGCCAGCCUUCCGCAGAUGGAAAGGGGCGUGGCCAAAGUUAUUGGCGGGGACCCGAAGGGAAACAACUUCUUGUACACUAACGGGAAGAGCGUCAUCAUCAGGAAUAUUGAUAAUCCCUCUAUUGCCGACAUCUACACAGAGCAUCCUCACCAAGUCAUCGUCGCUAAAUACGCUCCCAGUGGCUUCUACAUUGCCUCAGGAGAUGUCUCCGGUAAGAUACGUAUCUGGGACACGACCCAGAAAGAGCACUUGCUGAAGUACGAGUAUCAACCUUUUGGAGGGCAGAUAAAGGACAUCAGCUGGACGGAGGACAGCAAGCGUAUCGCUGUGGUGGGAGAGGGACGAGAGAAGUUUGGCGCAGUUUUCCUGUGGGACUCUGGCUCCUCUGUGGGCGAGAUCGCCGGCCACAGUAAGAUCAUUAACAGCGUGGACAUUAAACAGACCCGGCCGUACAGACUCGUCACAGGCAGCGAUGAUAACUGCACCACCUUCUUCGAGGGGCCGCCCUUCAAAUUCAAGUGCACCACCAGCGAUCACAGCCGUUUUGUGAACUGUGUUCGUUUCUCGCCAGAUGGAAACCGUUAUGUUUCAGCGGGAGCCGAUGGACAGAUUUUCAUCUACGAUGGAAAGACGACAGAAAAAAUCGGAUCACUGGGAGGAGAUAAAGCUCACGAUGGCGGGAUUUACGCUGUGAGCUGGAGUCCCGACAGCACGCAGCUCAUCUCUGCCUCUGGUGACAAGACUGUCAAACUAUGGGACAUGGCGAGCGGCACCGCAGUGACCACUUUUAAACUGGGCAAUGACGUUCUGGAUCAGCAGCUGGGUUGCCUGUGGCAGAAGAAUCACCUCCUGAGCAUUUCACUGUCCGGCUACAUCAACUACCUGGAUAAGAAUAACCCCAACCAGCCCAUUCGCACCAUUAAGGGCCACAGCAAGUCCAUUCAGUGUUUGACUGUACAUAAAGAAGAUGGCCGGAACGUCAUUUACUCUGGCAGCUUCGACGGACACAUCAAUUACUGGGACGCUCAGAGCGGCGAGAACAACGGGCUAAAAGGAAAAGGGCACACCAACUCCGUGGUCAGGCUCAAUGCGGACGACUCCGACCGUCUGGUGAGCUGCAGCAUGGACGAUACGAUCCGCUUCACCGACCUGAAAAAGAAGGAGUACAGCGCUUCUGACGUGAUAAAGAUGGACACUCAGCCGAAGUCCGUGUCUGUCGGAUCAGGAGGCUUGUCUGUAGCCGUGUGCAUUGGACAGGUGGUGCUGAUGAAAGACAGGAAGAAAGUGUUCACUCUGGAUAAUUUGGACUAUCAGCCAGAAGUGGGCACAGUUCACCCCGGGGGUGGCACCGUGGCAGUGGGCGGAGCUGACGGAAAGGUUUAUCUGUACACAGUCCAGGGGAACACCUUGAAGGCUGAUGGUAAGGUCCUGGACACCAAUGGCCCAGUGACUUAUCUGCAGUAUUCCAGAGACGGGGCUUUCCUCGCUGCCUCAAACGAGAAGAAAGUCAUUGUGGUUUACACCGUUGCCGACGGUUACGAGGUUAAGAACGAGUUCUACGGGCAUCACGCCAAAGUCGUCUGUCUGUCUUGGAAUCCUGAUAACGAUCACUUUGCUUCUGGUGGCAUGGACAUGAUGGUGUACGUCUGGGCCAUCUCUGAUCCCGAGAAGAGGAUCAAAAUUCCUGAUGCUCACCGGUUGCACCAUGUCAGCAGCUUGGCCUGGCUGGACGAACACACGCUCGUCACGACCUCUCACGACGCCUGCGUGAAACAGUGGACGAUAAAAAUCUAAGCACUCUCUCGCACACGCACUUGCAGGAUUAGCAGGGACAAGGACGGCUGUAUGGAGUCUUUCCUUCUCUCUCACUCAGACUUGUGUGCUCACUCUCUCGUUCUCUCCCUCUCUGUUUGUUUUUUAAGGGUCGUGCGCAAGUAAUCUCAGCAGCCUUUCUGUGUAGGUGUGUGUAUGUGUGUGAGUGGCCUCUGCCUUUCUGCCUUCAGUUGGUUAAAACGCUCCUUCUCUCUCAUGUUUAUGAAAGGUGUGACAUUCCAGAGGCGCCAGAGUGAGACCUCCAUCUGGCCAACAUGCAGUGUAUGUGCACGCACAAACACACACACACAUUUGUGCAGUUACAGUGUGUGUGUAUAUAAAUAAAUAAAAAAAUAUACACAGAUUGUAGCACAACUCCUGAUCUAACACCAUGGAUCUGACACUUUUUCUUUUUAAUAAAAAAAAAAAAAAACACCAGGUGGAGGUUUAGCUUUAGCUCUCUCUCUCUCUAUCUUACUUUGUCUCGCGCUUAUAUGAUGGACCGUGGUCUGUUUCUGCAUUCUGCUCUGAGGAUGUGUGUUUUUGUUCAGGGAGCAAUAACAGGUUGUAAAGCAGAAAUGGAACAGUCCAGAGAUGUACUGAAACGUAUGUAUGUUGGGUGUGUGUGUAUGUGCGUGUGUGUGUGAGAGAGACACUGGUGUCCUCUGUCUCUGUCACUAUGAGUAUGACUGUUGUGUUCAUAAAAGCCUCCACUUUUUCACAGGAGUGGAUGUGAUUCAUACUAAUUAUGAUAAUAAAUGAUGGAAAUAAAGCUGAACACUUUUUAUGCA
Messenger RNA from Clarias gariepinus (North African catfish), 2788 nucleotides. RefSeq names its product WD repeat domain 1 (gene wdr1). The transcript has 15 exons. The coding region runs from base 159 to 1979 and encodes 606 amino acids. The record is from RefSeq and is a predicted model, not a curated record. NCBI's taxonomy places the organism in Eukaryota, Metazoa, Chordata, Actinopteri, Siluriformes, Clariidae. Gene Ontology annotation, biological process: actin filament depolymerization; sarcomere organization; locomotion. Gene Ontology annotation, molecular function: actin filament binding. Gene Ontology annotation, cellular component: cortical actin cytoskeleton.